AUGACUUCUCGUUCAGAUACAAUCCCUGAAAAUGAAGUGGAAAUCUUCAACAAGCUAACCGAAAUCAGACAAAGACUCUCAAUCAUUAAGAGAGACCACACAAAGUUCAUGAACUCAAAGGACAUAACAGAAAUCUACAAGUCUGUUCUAACCUAUACUGAGGAGUUGAAGAAAAUCAGAAAUAUAACCAACCAAGAUAUCAAAUCCAGCAAGUCUUCACUGCCUUUAGUCACUAACAAGGUGGACGUUCUGAUUGAUGAAAUCUUCCAACUCUUGUCUUUAUGUUUCUUGACUUGUGGCUUGGCAAACACAGCCCCUGCUACUUAUGCCUCUCUCUCCACCGUCCAAAGAUUGUUGGAACAUUUGAACGAAUCCUCCAUUUAUACGCCUCACGAUUUGAAGCCAAUCAAGGAUAGAUUGGAUGAAAUAUCAAAUAUCAUCAAAAACAAUGAGUUCUCCGACAAUGAUGAUAUAUCUAACAACAAUACAGAAUUCGCCCUCUUGACCAACAAACUAAACAUUUGUUAUAACGAAUACAACUACAUGAUGGAGAAAACAUCCAAUUUAUCUGCAGAUGUGAAAAACUUGAUGGACGACUUGUUGGACAUCAAGUACAAUCUAUUCCAAAUGAUCACAGAAGAUGACCACAAUAACGAGAAGGUCAAUUUGUUGUCUAAACAUCUACAUGAAUGUCAGGUUAAGGCGGAAUUGAUUUUUUCCUCCAAUCCUAAUGAAAAAGGUGCAGGAAUAAUCAAAUGUUUGUUUGAUAACUGCUCAAACUAUUUGAAUGAUCUCCAACUGGGCAUUGAUAGAGUGGACCCUCAUCUAACUUCUAUUUACGAGAAAUUACUAAACUUGAAAUCCAUUCUUGAGAAUUUGCUUCUAACAAAGAGAUGGACUUUGAGAACUACCGACAUUUUCAACUAUCAGAAACAGUUGGUUGAAAUCGACAACUCUAGGGUAGAUGGUUAUUUCUUAAACAAAGAUUACAAAGGCCAGUCGGUCUUGCUAUAUCUACUGAGGUCCUGCUUUGCCAUCAUCUAUAAAUUGUUGGAAUCGUCAGAACCGGUCUCUGAAUCCUUACAACCUAUUCACAACCAAUUGUUAACUGUGAAAAGAUGCCUACUUGAUUUGAAGAGAAUGGGAGGAAUUUCCUCAAUUAGAGAAUUAUAUCCUUAUCAACUUAAGUUGGAUUCCAUCGACAACAUGAAGGUGGAUGGUAAAUUUAUCAUCAAGGGCCAAAUACCUGAAGGUCAAGCUACCGUCACCGCCCUAUUGGCUGAAUGCUUUGACAUAAUUCAUGAGCUGAAAAUCGAAUUAGACGACAAGGACGAUGAUGAUGCUGCCGAGAAACCAAAAUACAGUGUCAUUGGGACAAAGGCUUCCCAAGACUCAAAUUAUGACUACAAUCAUCAUGAUGAUGAAGCUAUUAGCAGAUCAAAUUCAAGAUUUUCUGCGGGAGAAACUGAUCAUCAUUCUUCUGUUAAAGAUCUCGGUUCCCUCGAUUAUGACGAAGCCGAAGACAACCUGGCUAGCUAUGCCAAUAGUAUCUGCGAAAGUGCAGAUGAAUGA
Molecule: messenger RNA, 1572 nt
Organism: Pichia kudriavzevii
Lineage: Eukaryota; Fungi; Ascomycota; Pichiomycetes; Pichiales; Pichiaceae
Exons: 1
Coding region: 1-1572 (523 amino acids)
Cellular component (GO): nucleus; cytoplasm
Source: RefSeq, a predicted model, not a curated record